UAAUAAUACCCUUGUUUGUCCGAACAGAAAAAAUGUCAUUGAAAAAUAACUGCUCGGCGCAGUAUGUUGAUGUUUUAACCUCAGUUGCAUGGACAGCAAUGAAUCCAUCAAAUGGCGAUCGUUUUCGGAACUAGAAAGUUAUCAUGGGUUGUUUGUUCUGCAAACAAAAGACUGACAUUUGGAAUGAUGAUGUCCAGGGGUUUGACAAUUUUGCUCUGGACGAGCGGGAGGUGUCGGGUCGAACUUCUCAAACGUUCGACGUCAUAAAGGCGGCACGUCGCAGACGGUGCUCUAGUGAACGCAGUGGAAUAUGGAUGAACCUUGAUAAACAUAUUUACCUUGGACGUGAUAAUAAAGGGACCCAGACAACGGUGAACACUACGUCAGAAAUGGUUCAAACGAUUGUGAACACUACGUCAGAGAUGGUUCAAACGGAUCAGGUGUGGAGGAUGUACGAUGACAAAGUCACACAGACUGGUGAUGAUACGAACGAUGAUAGUGUGACGAUAAAGCACGAAUCAAAUAAUGCUAAUGAAUCUGCCACGUGUGAAAAGGUGAAUGGAGUAGAUUUUAAAAAUGUAGAUAGUAGUGAAAGUGUAGCUGAAAAUAACCUCACGGAAGAUAAUCAUAAACGCAGUAUUGUGUCUAAUAAUGGCGAUACAGAAGAGAGUCAGCUUACUGUUGAUACUAGUAUUCAAGGAAGUAUUGCGAGUGAUAAUGACGGUGCUAAGGAGGGUAAACUUCAGGAGGAGAAUAAGGCGUCCGGUGUUAGUACUACGGACAGACAGGAUAAUACAACGCAGAGUACUCGUGUAGAGGAAAGUCAGGGAUGUGGUGUUCUAAGCGAUACUGAUUGUUCAUCUGAGAGUGUUCUCGUGGAACAGAAUAACAAAGAAGUAUGUUUACCAACCAAAGACAAAAAAGACGUUAUAGCCAGAAAAAGUGAUGUAAGUUAA
Saccostrea cuccullata (small rock oyster) is the source of this 956-nucleotide messenger RNA. RefSeq lists its product as uncharacterized. The transcript has a single exon. The coding region runs from base 144 to 956 and encodes 270 amino acids. Lineage: Eukaryota; Metazoa; Mollusca; Bivalvia; Ostreida; Ostreidae. The record is from RefSeq and is a predicted model, not a curated record.